UACUUUUACCCAAUGGGAAUAGUUUUCCAAUAGAAAGUAGGUGGGACUUCCUUUCGGUCCGAGCCUCAAGACCUCCAUUGAAGGGCACAAGCACAAGCAAGUCAAACGCAAUCUCCUGAAGUGUCUUGUGUUCAAGGUUCACAAAUCAUCAUGGGAGGGCAUGACGCAGGAUCUCAGCACCAGUUCACUGGGUUUGCAAAGUACUUCAACGCUUACACAUUAGUAGGCAGGAGAAAUUGCGUUUUGGCCACAUAUGCCAGCAUAGCAGCAAUAGUGCUUUUCUUCAAAUUGAAACCGAAGAAACAAGCCGCAGUCGCUGAUAAGUAAAAUGUACUCUAUUUGAUUUCUACCUGCUAGGAGUGAAGAAGGCAACUGGAUGUGCUUGGAAUAUAAUAAGUGUUUGGUUUCCCAAUGUUAACAAUAAAGACCAUUUCUGCCCAAAACUUUAAAAAAAUUGUUUU
Molecule: messenger RNA, 461 nt
Organism: Syngnathoides biaculeatus (alligator pipefish)
Lineage: Eukaryota; Metazoa; Chordata; Actinopteri; Syngnathiformes; Syngnathidae
Gene: atp5mk
Product: ATP synthase membrane subunit k
Exons: 4
Coding region: 151-327 (58 amino acids)
Source: RefSeq, a predicted model, not a curated record